GGAUGCCCGUAAGAAAAAUAAGAAACCAGAUUGGAUUGGAGAUUGUGUGUGGAAUUCUUUAUUAGAAUCUUGGAAUGCACCUACAUAUCGUACAAAGUGUACACAAGCACAAAUAAAUAGAGCAUAUGAAAAGGGUGGAAGUAUGCACACAUGUGGCUCCAUUAGCAUGAAUGAACAUGCCAUUCGCAUGGAAAAAGAGCUUGGUCGACCAAACUCAUCUACGAAAAGAUACUGGUCAAUUUAUUGAUGAUAGAUCUAGGCGGACACAUGAAGAGUUUGAAGCUAGAUUUUCUCAAGCUAUAUCUGAGGUUGGGUCCACUGUUGGCACCUCAGAAAGCACCCAUUUAGACCCUAUUGACCAGGAUAGACUUAGGAGUCAAUGUUGGAAUGCAGUUAUCGGUGGAAAAUACAAGGGACGCUGUUAUGGUACAGGAGAUCUUUAUGAGAAUGAGGAUAGCAGCUUUGUGGGGACAUCUUUAAGUCAGUCUCAGAAUACACAGACAUCAACAAAAUUCACCUGGAUAUUCUGA
This is a messenger RNA of Cajanus cajan (pigeon pea), 530 nucleotides long. NCBI's taxonomy places the organism in Eukaryota, Viridiplantae, Streptophyta, Magnoliopsida, Fabales, Fabaceae. The record is from RefSeq and is a predicted model, not a curated record.